AUGUCUUCAAUUCCCAAUCCGCAGCUUCGAAUGCCGGGGUUCAAUGUAACGCUGAACCUCCAGCCUGAUCAAAAUGUGAUGUACGGCUUGUACUACGGCUUUCCUAAUGCAUUGGAUGAUAAUGUGCAGCAAGAGGGCUACUUGAGCAACUUGGUGACUCACCGAGAAGUUUUGAUGAUGCGAGUGAUCAACAACAUUACCGAUAAGCCUCAAUGGGAUCAAAAGGUCUUUGAUAAGGGCAUCACGACGAAAUGGCGUAGCGAGAUUGCCCAAAGUGGUCAAGACGUGACUCCUAAGAUGAUGGACUGGAUCAUCGAAGAACUUCAAUGGAAAGCCAACAUCCUUAAAGAGACAGGCUACGUCCGCGUCUUUGAUAUGGGUGUGAUCAAGUCCGAUACCGCCAUAUCGAAAAAGAUACAACAGUCGCUCAAAGAGGCAGUAAAACCUCUCGAGGAUAUGCCGGAGAAAGAUUACCACCCCGGCUCUGACAACAAAGUGGUAAAUCUGGUGCAUCCAUCACUGUUCCCCGUGAUCUAUGGCCAAACUCGGGUGCUUCCGGACAGAGUUAUCGGCCUUAAUGACUGUCUAGGAAGCGUGGGACAAGGAGAUCUUGUCCCCGUUCCUUCGAGUCAAAACUGUGGCCCAGUUUUGAAUAGCCGACAUCAAUAUCACAGUCAAGAGCAAAUAUGUGUCUACAGCGAUAAGUUUCAAUGGCUCCCGUGCGACGUGGAACUUGUCGAUGACGCCAGCUGUCGAAUCACAUCAUACAUCAAUAACGCCCACCCCGUUCAUCAUAAGCCUCUCUAUGAGGUCGUUGAGAAAAUCAUCGCUCGGGCAAUCCCGCUCUGGAACCGCAGUUUGUCCGAAAUUAUCGAUACAAGAAUCAAGUACAAAGCGGUCGAAUAUGGUGAGCAUCCAGAUCCUGAGCCUAUUGAGCCAGAGGGGGAUGAUCACGACGAAGAUGCGUUCUGGGAACUCUAUGAACAGUGGGAGAGUACCCGUCCUAUUAUCCCUCCUGAGCCAGCCAGGUUUGAACCUCAAAAAGAAAUGCUCACUGCCGAUCUACGAGAACAAUUUUCCGACAAGAAGCUGCAGAUUAUCGUGAAGCUGGCGAACAUUGAAUUGAGCCCGGACAAGCCCGAGUAUGAAGGAGGCUCUUGGCACAUUGAGGGACAGCUGAAUGAGCGCAUCUGCGCUACCGCAAUCUACUACUAUGACAGCGAAAAUAUAACCGAUAACUCUUUGGCAUUUCGUCAACGCGGUAUGAUGGAUAUGCUAGAUAUCAGAUACGAGCAAGGGCAUUUCGGAUUCUUACAGACCGUCUUUGGAUUUGGCGAUGAGGUCGAAGGCAACGGGAAUAAUCACGAUAUCACGCAAGACCUUGGAGCUGUCGCUUGCAAAGAAGGUCGGCUACUUACCUUCCCGAACACCGUCCAGCACCGGGUUUCCCCAUUCUCACUAGUUGACCCGUCUAAGCCUGGUCAUCGCAAGAUCCUUGCACUAUUUCUGGUUGAUCCCCAUCGUCGGACUAUCUCCUCGGCCAAUGUGCCUCCGCAGCGGGAGGAUUGGGGCUACGAGAGACAGAAUGCUGUGAAUCAGGCUUUAGCAAAUCUACCAGCGGAGCUGCAGGAUAUAGUUCAAGGUGACUUGGAGCCCCUUAUGACCAUGGAGAAAGCCAAAGAGUACCGACUGGAGCUCAUGGAAGAGCGUGGGCUCAGAUCAGGAAAACACAAUCUGCAUUUUGAAGCCGGUGACUUCCAUCUGUGUGAGCAUUAA
Molecule: messenger RNA, 1776 nt
Organism: Penicillium samsonianum
Lineage: Eukaryota; Fungi; Ascomycota; Eurotiomycetes; Eurotiales; Aspergillaceae
Product: DUF4246 domain-containing protein
Exons: 5
Coding region: 1-1776 (591 amino acids)
Source: RefSeq, a predicted model, not a curated record